AUGUCGUUAGUUGGCAUCAAACAGCUGGUAACUAGUGCUAUGAAAGGAGACAAUAAUUCAGAUGGGCGCACACCCUUGCUUACCAGCGAUGGAACAUCCGAUAGUUCAAGGUCUCACUAUGGGACUGGAAACAUGAAUGCGGACCGCGAAUCAGCUCUCGGAGGUGUAAACUCCGAGUUCGGAGAGAAAGAGCGGAAUAGUGGGAUUUUCAGUAAUGUUGAUCCUAGGGUUAUGUCGGAUUUGAUUAUUGGUUUGAGUGACGGGCUCACGGUUCCAUUCGCUUUAACAGCGGGUUUAUCUUCUUUGGGUGAUUCUAAGCUAGUGAUAACUGGUGGCUUUGCAGAGUUGAUUUCGGGGGCUAUUUCUAUGGGAUUGGGUGGUUAUUUAGGUGCAAAAUCUGAAUCAGACUAUUAUCAUUCUGAAGUUAGGGAAGAGAAACGUAAAUUUUAUAGCAACACCCAGUUGAUUACCCAUGACAUUGAAGAUAUUCUACUUGAAAUAAACCCAGAUUUCUCCGAUGAGACUAUUGUAUCUUUUAUUAAGGAUUUGAAGAAGGAUCCAGAACUAAUGGUGGACUUUAUUAUUCGUUACGGUCGUGGCUUGGAGGUACCUGCUGAGAAUAGACAAAUUGUAUCGGCAGCCACAAUUGGAGGUGGGUAUUUUGUUGGAGGCUUUAUUCCUUUGUUACCGUAUUUCUUUGUGGAGCAGGUUGGAACCGGACUAUUACUCUCUAUCAUUGUGAUGGCAAUUACUCUAUUUGCGUUCGGAUUUAUAAAAACACAAAUAUCAAUGAACGGCAGUUGUACGCUAAGUAAGAAAUGCAUUGAAGGUGUGCAAAUGAUGGCGGUAGGUGGAACAGCCGCUGCCUCUGCCUGGUUUUUCGUUAAGCUUCUCGGUUAA
Eremothecium sinecaudum is the source of this 900-nucleotide messenger RNA. RefSeq names its product Ccc1p (gene CCC1). The coding region runs from base 1 to 900 and encodes 299 amino acids. Gene Ontology annotation, biological process: intracellular manganese ion homeostasis. Gene Ontology annotation, molecular function: iron ion transmembrane transporter activity; manganese ion transmembrane transporter activity. Gene Ontology annotation, cellular component: fungal-type vacuole membrane. NCBI's taxonomy places the organism in Eukaryota, Fungi, Ascomycota, Saccharomycetes, Saccharomycetales, Saccharomycetaceae. The transcript has a single exon. The record is from RefSeq and is a predicted model, not a curated record.